Geodia barretti is the source of this 582-nucleotide messenger RNA. The record is from the annotation of a GenBank genome assembly. Lineage: Eukaryota; Metazoa; Porifera; Demospongiae; Tetractinellida; Geodiidae.
CACACACUGACUGGUCUUACUAAUGCAAGGAUCUAUACCAUAUCAAUUGUAGCCACAUCAUCAACAGACCUAGUCAGUGAAAGUGUUGCUACUACCACUGUUCGCUUGGUUCCAUCUGCUCUUGUUCUGUAUACAUCUCCAACAGCUACAGACACUACCAUCACUAUUGCUGGUAGUGUUCCCACUGGAUCAGUUGUGACUGGCUUUGUAGUCCAUUGGCAGAGAGACACUUCAGUUGGCUGCUCCCCUUCAAAGCAGCGGUUUUUUACUGUGAAUGAAGGUUUUAGUGGUUCGUACGAAAUAACUGGACUAGAGCCAGGGAAUAGGUACACCAUUACUGUGACAGUCUUCAAUACAGCUGGCCGUGCUCCAGUCAGUAAUGCUGUAACUGCAACAACUAUGCAGACAAGUAAGAGGCUCAGUCUAUAUUGUGUGACUUAUUCAUUGUUGUUCUACACAGAUCCUACAGGACGUCCCACUUCAGUCAGACGUGGUACAGUCACUGCAAGUAGUAUUACUGUCCAUUGGGGAGAGGUGUCUUGUCUUGACCGCAAUGGAGAGAUAACUGGUUACAGAGCACAG